UCCGGCCAGCUGUCCCGUUGCCAGCAGCGGCUCUCGCAGCUGGAGACGGCCUGGCGCAACCACUCGCUGGUCAGCGCGUGCCAGGAGGAGUUGAGCCAGUGUCACCGGUCGGCGGAGCGGUACCAGCUGUCGGAGGCGGCGCAUCUCUGGCUGUACAGCGACCUGCCGGGCACGGCCUGCGCCGGCCGCGACCUGGUGCUGGAUCAGCUGAGCCGCGCCAUCAGCGCCGCCAACCGGUGUCCGCCGCUGUGGGACCUAUCGGAGGAGUUCUCCCAGCUGUCGCAGAGCGUCGAGCAGCGACUGCGCUGGGCUGCCGGCGCCAACGCUGAAGUGACCCAGCUGCUGGAGGAGUACACAGACUGUGUGCAGCGGUGUCAGGGCCGCGUCUCCGACCUGCGCCGCCUGCUGGCCGCCGUGGCCGAGCUGGGCCGGGGCGUGCUGCACGCCGAGAGGCUGAGGGGCCGCGGCGCCGAGCCGGCCGCCGAGGACUCCCGCUUCAUCCAGCUGCUGGGGGAGGUGCAAGAGGCGGCCCGGCUUUCCGCCGAGCUCGGCCAGACGGUGACGCCAGUGGAGCAGGCGCUGGCUCUGGCCGUGGCGCCGACCGACCGUAUGUCGCCCGCCUGGAUCACCAAGGCCGCCGCCACACUCCAGGAGCUGCAGCAGACCACCCAAGAGGAGAUUUCAGAGCGCCAGUCUGAGCUGUUCGUCUGCUGGGACGACAUCCGGUCGCACGGCAUCAGAGUGCGUGACCUGCUGACCUCGCACCACAAGCUCAUCUCCGACGUCCGCCUCCUUCUCAAGGCCAUCGCCAAGGCUUCGGGCGACGAGCUGCCGGCAGUGGAAGUGUACAUGACGCAGUACCGCGCCUUCUCCGAGGAGCUGAGCCGCCUGAUCCGCAGCCUGCUCAACGAGACCGUCAGCCGGGAGCACGUGCUCGAGUACCGCGCUCAGCUGGCCGGCAUACAGCAGGGCACAGCGGCCAUCUACGACACUCUGGUGUCGCUGGCCGGCCAGUUGUCGACGCUGACGUCCGAGGAGAGCCGCCUGACGCCACGCGAGAAGCCCGUCCAGAAGGACCCCCAUACUGGACGCGGCGUGCAGGGCUGCAACCAGUACGCGCUGGCCGUGUGGCGUCGCGUCCGUCAGAAGCUGGAAGGUCGCGACCCUGACCCCACCCGGCCGGCCAGCGUGGCCGAGCAGGUGGACUUCACCAUCCAGGAGGCGACUAAUGUCACCAACCUGGCGCUCCUCUAUGAGGGCUGGACGCCAUGGGUCUGAGCGCCGCCGCGCGGCCUCCCGAGGAAUCGGUGUCUCCACUGGCGCUCGCUAGACGUCGCUAGCAGCGCAGAGCGACCGGCGCCCACCGUCGUCGCCGCUGUC
Pollicipes pollicipes is the source of this 1380-nucleotide messenger RNA. RefSeq names its product serine/threonine-protein kinase smg-1. Gene Ontology annotation, cellular component: nucleus. Bases 610 to 1278 code for a protein of 222 amino acids. The record is from RefSeq and is a predicted model, not a curated record. Gene Ontology annotation, molecular function: protein serine/threonine kinase activity; protein binding. The transcript has 10 exons. NCBI's taxonomy places the organism in Eukaryota, Metazoa, Arthropoda, Thecostraca, Pollicipedomorpha, Pollicipedidae.